UCCAGCCAUCCAUUAGCUCAUCUCUCACGCUUAAUUCCGUUUCAGAGCAACCGUGACGCGAGGCAGUUCAGAUAGAAAUCAGCACUACACUGGCGCCUUUGUCCAACCCGCAGCUGGCUAAAGCCGAAUGCUUCGCAGCCAAUCGGCAAUCACCUGUUGAGCAGCUCUGCGGAAACGCACACUAGUUGAUUACUGUACGCUUAACAGGAAAGUAAGAGCCGGACUCCUCUCGAUGAAAUGUUUUGGUCAAGUUGCGUGUUGAAACUUCUGUGAGGAAGCUCGUGGUGUUCCGCUUUUCUACACUCUCGUCUGUAUGUUUGUGUGCAUGCGAGUGAAGAAGACACUCGUAACGUAAUGUCCACGCUAGCCUGGUCUGACUUGGGGAAGUCUCGAACACGAUCGCCCUCCUGACAGUUUCCAGCAACGGUUUUGGUGAGAAAGGAGCAAAGAUGACAUCAUCCAACUGUGGAAACAAUUCCCACACUGAAAAUCAGGAAAAGAGCAUCGUUCUGGCUGCAACAUACAGCAUUGUCCUUUUAGGUGGAAGCGUGGGUGUGGUACUCAUGAUCUUCAUUUUGAAGUCAAACAUAAAGUCGGUGACCACCACAGCUGUCCUAAACCUAAUUGCUGUGCACAUUUUGUUAUUGUUGACUGUGCCUUUCCGCAUUCAUUACUAUGUAACCGGCACAUGGAUUUUUACCAGGCCCUUUUGUAAGCUGGUGAGCGCUAUGAUUCAUGCUCACAUGUAUAUUGCUUUCAUUUUCUAUGUGAUCAUCUUGGUCACCCGGUAUGUAGUAUACUUCAACAAAAUGAAUAAAAUGGAGUUCUACAGAAAGUUGCAUGCACUGGGUGCCAGUGCUGGAAUUUGGGCAGUCAUCACUGUUAUCGUUUUUCCAAUCUACCUUUCCCAGUAUGGAAAUACGUGCAACACUGAAGCUAAUAAUACACAAUGUUUUCAUUUUGAAAAUGCACUUUCACAAAAGGCAGUUAGUGUGCUGAACUACAUUAUCAUUAUCAUUAUCAUUCUUGUGGUGUGUUUGUUACUGAUCUGCCAGCUAUACAUUAUUUGGAAAGUAGUGAGCAAGUAUCGUCAAUUUAGUUACCAGCAUCAGGAGUUCUGGGCUCAGAUUAAAAGCUUUUCCUUUGUUAUUAUUAUGGUUGUCUGCUUCAUUCCAUGCCAUAUAUUCCGCAUUUAUUUCAUGGCAAGUUCUGAGGAAAAUUACUCUGUGAAGUAUUUCCAGAAUGAGAUGGUCCUGGCCUUGACUGCUUUCAGCUGCUUUGAUCUAAUAAUCUUUCUAGGGAGAGGAUCCCACUUACACUGCAGCACGCUGUGCAAAAGGUAAAGUUUAAUAACAGUGACCAUGAACUAAAAAGCACAGACAACCACAAAAAAACAAAGCAAAAACAAACUCAUUCUGGUUAUGCAGAUUAUUCAGUAUUUACUGUACCAUAUUUACUUUUUAUUUGAAUACAUUCAGGUAGACAUUGUAAUUUGUUCACUAGAAAUUCAGUUCUGAUUUUAUUAUUUUCUUAUUUGCUUCCUGGGGAAAACCCAAUGAUGUCAUUUUUAAGGCCCUUGUUUCAUGUACUGCAAAGAUACAAUAAAAAUAGCAAAGGUAAUAAACAGACAUGACUAGGAGUGAAAAGUGACAGACUGGCAUACUUCACACCACUAAUUCUUUCUUUGUGUGGUACUACUGGGAUGAUUACAGCACACAGUUAUUCUGUAAUGGUUAUGUGUAAUUAAAAAGGGGAGAAUGAACAAUUACAGUUUAUAUUGGGAUUGUAUUUGGUUUAUUCAAAAUAAACAGCGUCUUUUAAUA
Messenger RNA from Erpetoichthys calabaricus (reedfish), 1823 nucleotides. RefSeq names its product probable G-protein coupled receptor 141 (gene gpr141). The coding region runs from base 450 to 1343 and encodes 297 amino acids. The transcript is spliced from 2 exons. Lineage: Eukaryota; Metazoa; Chordata; Cladistia; Polypteriformes; Polypteridae. Gene Ontology annotation, molecular function: G protein-coupled receptor activity; oxysterol binding. The record is from RefSeq and is a predicted model, not a curated record. Gene Ontology annotation, biological process: G protein-coupled receptor signaling pathway. Gene Ontology annotation, cellular component: membrane.